Molecule: messenger RNA, 4086 nt
Organism: Papilio xuthus (Asian swallowtail)
Lineage: Eukaryota; Metazoa; Arthropoda; Insecta; Lepidoptera; Papilionidae
Gene: Rnp4F
Product: RNA-binding protein 4F
Exons: 17
Coding region: 84-2765 (893 amino acids)
Biological process (GO): mRNA splicing, via spliceosome
Cellular component (GO): nucleus; nucleoplasm; cytoplasm
Molecular function (GO): protein binding; RNA binding
Source: RefSeq, a predicted model, not a curated record
CUUAAGUUGUCUAUGGUAUAUUGUCAAAAUAAAACGAAAAUUAGUUUCUGUAUUUCUUAAUUUUCUGUUCCCUAAAUAAAACAAUGGCAAUUGUUGAAGAUGGAUUGCGAAAUGAUUCCGAAGAAGAUAAUGAAAUAGAAGUGUAUGUUGAGGAGGACGAUGCGGAACAAGAUUCUGAUGAUUCAGACGAUGAUGAUGAGGAGGUGUCAGAAAGAAAAGUGUUGGACUUGGAGAGCCAAAUAGCAGAUGAUCCAUACAAUUAUAAUGCCCAUGUUGAAUUAAUACAAACUCUAUGGAGUUUAUCAGAAUUGGACAAAUGGCGGUGUGCCUUCGAUCGGUUCCAGCAGACAAUGUUAUUACGUCCUGAGCACUGGCUGUUGCGUCUCCAGACGGAGGAAACUCUUGCACAUUCCGCUCAGUCUAUAGAAUUUAUGGCUGAUCUAUUCAAUCAGGCGUGUUAUGAUUGUUAUUCCAUUCCAAUACUAAAUCUAUGGUGUUCUUGGGCAAUGAGCAUUGGUACAGAAGAUGGUAGGGCACAAAUAGAGGAAGUGCUCAAAAGGGCUGGUUCCGAUCCUUUUUCUGGGAAACUAUUCUGGGAAGCAAGACUGGAACUGGAGAAAACAAAGCUUCAAUCAUUAGGUGAAGACCAUCCAGAUCUAAAAAGUCAGAAGCAGCAUGUUCUGUGGGUCUUAGAGGAAGUGGUGUCUCGGCCACUGCUGAGAGGUGAUGAAGGAUGGCAACCAUUUGAAGAAAUGGCAUUAGAGCUUAAAGACCAGACUUAUGUAGACAAGGUUAAAAUACAACACGAAGCGGCUCUUGAGUAUUUACACAAAAUCACGCCUUUUGAAGAUAAACUACUAAUAGUAGAAGAUCCAGCGGAAAAAACUCAAUUAUAUCUGGAGUACAUAGAACUUGUAAAGGAAUUGUCAAAACAAGAGAAGUAUUUGGAAUGUGACAGCAACAGUAUUUUAAGGGUACUUUACGAGCGUGCUACCACUCAGUGUGCGAGUGGAGAAGUGUUACACGAGUUGUUGUUGGAGUACGGGAGUCACACGCAACAGAACAACUCACGUAUGACCACGCGACGUGUCUUAGAGGCGUGUGUACGCAGAUGUCCCAGCAAAAAUACAUUCUGGACGCUCAAGAUGCAGCAAGCUGAACAUGAGGAGUCUGAUUUUGAUGAGGUUAAAUCUAUAUUAGAAAUAGCACUAGCAAAAGGUAUGGAGUCUUACACACAAGCGGAAUUUCUCUGGAUGAGUUAUCUUGAAUUCUGCAGACGACGAACUGAUUUCAGUAAAGAAUCUGACGUGGACAGAUUGCGACGCACUUUCAGACUGGCCUGGGAUUCACUUGGCGAGACUUGGGGUAGUGAGGCGAAUGAUUGCGAAUUACCUUUAUUCUGGGCUCAUGUUGAAUACAAGCGUAUCAAAGAUCCCAAACAGGGCAAGGAAAUAUUUGAAGAAAUAUUCAAGUACGGCGAGAACGUGACGAUGUGCAAGUACUGGGAGGCGCUGCUGCAGCUGGAGAGCGAGAGACAGGUGCGGGAGGAGGGAGAUGAGGGUGCUGGCCUGCAGCGGCUGCGGGAGCUGCACCGGCGUGCGAUGCGCAGCGUGACUGACUACCCGCCCACCAUCGCACGACUCUGGCAGAACUUUGAACGUCUGCACGGACAUCUGGACAACGUCACACAAUGUGCCAAGAUAUCCAAUAGUAAGGUGAAAGAAUGGCGUAAGAACUACCAAACGAUGAGAGAUAAAAUGACCGGUGGUGCGCAGAGAGGUAAACAGGCACAAAAAAAGACAAAGUUUGAUGAUAAAAAGGUAAAAGAUACACUGGGUAAGGGGAAGAGGAAGGCUGGUGCAGGGGACGGAGAAGGCAGCGGAGUGAAGAGGAAAAAGGAGAACGAGAUGGCAGAUAACAAAAUGAAAGGGAAUAAUAGUGGAGUGAAGAGGUCUCAUGAUAAUGAGAAAGAAGGCAAAGAUAACAAGCGACAACGGACAGAUAGUUCCUCCAGUGGGCCUGUGUCUGCGGACAGGGAGGCUUGCACGUUGUUUGUUAGCAAUCUAGAUUUUAAAGUGAACGAGCAGAAUCUUCGUGACAAAUUGUCAGAGUUUGGGGACAUCAUGUCUUUACGAGUGAAGGCGGGCGUCAAAGCCUUCGGUGGCUCCAUCUGUUAUUGCCAGUACAAGACUCCGGAAUCAGUAGAAGAAGCAAUCAAACAUGACCGCACACCAUUAGACGGACGACCAAUGUUUCUAUCAAAGUACUCAGUUAAUAAAUCCAAGUCGUUCAAAUACGCGACAACAGCGGAGAGGAACAAACUGUUUGUACGUAACUUGCCCUACGAUCAGUGCACUAAGGAAGCUCUCACCAAAGUGUUUGAUAAGUACGGCACCCUUAAAGAUGUCAGAAUUGUCACUUUCAAGGACGGGAAACCUAAAGGUCUAGCGUACAUAGAAUACGAAGACGAGGCGAGUGCAUCUGAAGCAUUGAAGCAGACUGACGGGCUCCAGCUGGGCGACAGGAAGCUGCAGGUGGCAGUCAGCGAGCCGCCGCCCAAGCCCAGCACAGCGCCCACGCCCACGCUGGGACAGGCUAAACGAGAUGUCGCGGGAGGCAUGCGACGGACGCAAUUGAGCAGUUUUAUACCAAGCGUGCUUCAGAAGCCCUCCACAAGUAAGGCUGCCAACGGACAAGGCAAUGGACAUGACGAGAAGAAACCACUAUCAAACACUGACUUUAGGAACAUGCUACUUAAUAAGUGAACUGUGGGCGUGCCAGUGCACACACCGAAAACAUAAAUCUAUUUUAAGCAUAAAUUCAUUAAAACAUUGGUCUAAACGAAUAAUCUCUGUCAAAAUAUUUAAAAAAAUCUUGAAUUUGCGCCAUCUAUCGGUUUAAUUGUGAAAAAUGCUUGGUCAUUUAAGACAGUGAUUUUUUUUCUUAAUGAUUCAAUAUAAUCUUAAAGUUUUUUUUUAAUGAGGAUUACAUACAUUCUCUAUAUUACUUAAAAUGUCAUUAUUUGUAAAAAUUACUCGGAUUUUAAGGAAAUAAUUAGGUUUAAGGUAUUUUGGUUUAACUCAAAAAGUUGCGUGAAAAUAUGUGACUCUUUUUAUUGGUCAUUAACCAAUGCUUGUUUUAUUUUUUGUUAUUAUUAUAAGCAAAAAGUAUAAGUACGAGGUAUACUUCAUCAUCAGCUCACUAUACGUCCUCACUGAGGGGCUCGGGAGUCUACCCUAAGUUAAAGGUGAUUAGGUCAUACUUAAAUACAUAUAUACUUACAAUAAUUGAAAACACUUUUGAUGUUCUUUAUUUUCAUUGAUACACUGAGUGUUUCUUAGUGUUUCCCGUUGGACUAAAUAUGCAGAAUAUUUCCAUUAGGAUGAAAGGUAAGUCGUUCGGCCAACGGAAUUUUUUUUGUGGAUACAUGUAUGUAAAUGUCUUAUACUCUCUAUGGGUAAAUAAAUAACACUAAUCUUUGUCGAAUUAUUGCUCGGUAGAAUGACAACUGUCACUACUGUCAAAGUGAUGUCAAUGUCAAAUUAGAAACUAAAUUAUCUUUUUUUACGAUAAAUUCUAAUUUAAUCUUCCAAAAAAGCAUUAAAACCCAGAAAACUAUAAACAGGUUUUGAUCUCUUCAUAAAUAUCUAUGAAGUUUUGUGUCUGAAGUUAUAUUUCGAAAAUAAGGUUAUCCGGAGUGUGCGAGCGAGAUGGAUGUAUACGAUAGGCAAAGGUGCGACAGAGAUAGAUGUCUUUUAGUAAUAUUUCUCUUCAAUUAAUAGUUUAAGUAUUCUUUUUAAGUAAAUUUAACCAAUUUACUGAAAUUCAAUACACGAAAUACGCUGGUUGUAUUCGCAAUAAUUUCGAUUUUACCUUUUAAGAUAAAAAAAAAUAUUUUCUUUAAAGUUUUUGCCUUCGAUGAGUGAUUUUUGUUGCCUAUAAUUACUCAUCUAAAACUUAUAUAGCUAUAAGAAUGUAAAGGAAUAAAAAUAUUUGUAACAAUGAUGUGUUUAAUUUCAAAUUUAUUAAAUUACUUAUUAUUCGGGUUAAAAAUAAUCUUGAAAUACCUUUGUUUUUGUAUCCAUG